CAUAAUCUUCAUGGACGGCCCCUGAUCAGUUGGGCACAUCCAACUGCCGAAAUCUUAUCAGAACCCAUUAUAUUAAGCUCAUCCUCCUCUCGAGUGGAAAUCACUUGUGCAAAGAAAAACAAACGCAUGGCUACUCCUCUUGCAACUUUUGUCCCGCUCUGCGAAAAUAGGAGACUUCGCGAAAUCCAGCUCGACCACCAGCUCGCGAAUCUCGCGAGAAUUCGCGGAACCCAGCAGAGUGCAGAUGCCGCGAGGACAGCAGACAUGUACACCGAAUGCGAUUUCAAUUGGCAGUGCCAGUUCGUUCGAUCUGAUUUAUGUUUUUUUUUCUUCUUCUUCUUUUGGCUUUUUCGUGCGUUUGUUAGAGCGGUUGGUGCAGCGCGCAAUGCCCUGGCUUUGGCUGAGAAUGCCUAUUUCUACGAAGGUUUCCGGGUCCUCAACAGAUGGAUGAUAGACGUACAUGACAUGGACGAGGUAGGAGCUUUGAUGGACCUGUUGACUCAAUUUACACGCCCCUAUCCGCUCGAGAAGGUUAGAAUCAACGACCAUGACCCCGAAGGAGGAGCCAUAGAUGCCCAUGUUAUUGAACAGAUGAGGGAGAAACUCGUGAUGGGCGGAUUCGUGCACGACCACGGGAACAUUUACAACAUUCCUCCGGCUGGUGUCCAAGGAGAGGACGAUUAACCACUGGUUUUCUUUAUUUUGCCCUUAAUCUGUACCUUGUACAGUUUGAAUAAGAACUCGUUUUUGCACCUUAUAUUUCUGGCACGGAAUUGUUCCUUGCUUGUCAAUUCAUCAUGUUGUUAUUUUUCCUCAUCUGCUUGCACACUGGAAACAAACAUGUUGGUCUUUCUUCCA
This is a messenger RNA of Syzygium oleosum, 858 nucleotides long. RefSeq lists its product as uncharacterized. The record is from RefSeq and is a predicted model, not a curated record. Bases 127 to 684 code for a protein of 185 amino acids. The transcript is spliced from 2 exons. NCBI's taxonomy places the organism in Eukaryota, Viridiplantae, Streptophyta, Magnoliopsida, Myrtales, Myrtaceae.